Chaetomium fimeti is the source of this 1674-nucleotide messenger RNA. RefSeq lists its product as uncharacterized. The record is from RefSeq and is a predicted model, not a curated record. Bases 215 to 1372 code for a protein of 385 amino acids. The transcript is spliced from 4 exons. Lineage: Eukaryota; Fungi; Ascomycota; Sordariomycetes; Sordariales; Chaetomiaceae.
CACAUCAGUCAACGAACAUCAAACCAUCGUUACACAUAUACGUUCGGCUUUUGGUACUCGGCCUUGACCAUCCAAACCCAUUUAACCCACAACGCCUCGGACUCGAGACUCUUUCUGUCCAAACCCACGUUUCCAACCUCGACGGCUCCGUCGCGCCAACUCCACGGCACCCUUGAGAGCUUUACGUUUUACCACAUUCCGUUCCACCAACACAAUGCCUUGGUCGGAUACCUCAUACACCUACUACUCAGGACCCUCUGAGGUCCUCACCGACGACAUGCGAAAGUGCCAGGUCGAGGGCUGCAACAAGAUGCACGCCUUCAGUCGGCCGGACGGGGGCGCGAAGGUGUACUCCAGAUACUGCUCCAACCACACCUGCGACAGGACCUACCCUGGGAAGAAGGAGUAUCACUGCACGCAUCCCAGGAGCUCGAAGGAGCGGUAUUGCUCAACCCACUUGACAUGCGGUGAAUCCGGCUGCACCAAGCUGGGUGAGCACUCCGGCACGCACGACUAUGUCCGGUGGUUCUGCUCAUCUCACCGCUGCACAUCCCCCGACUGCCGCCUCCGCGCCAUCGACCGCACCCAACAGCGCUGCGUAUCCCACCUCAUCCUCUGCACCAUCCCGACCUGCACGCGCCCGGCCCACCAGCACCGCGACGGCCGUCUCGACGCCGUCUGCGCCGCCCACUACGGCACCCAGCGCUGCGAGUGGGCCGCCGGCUGCACCCGGCGCGCCUCCGCCAGCCGCUCCUCCUCCUCCUCGUCAUCAACACCCCAACCACAGUACUGCACCUCCCACCACCAAUGCCGCACCCCGCUCUGCGAACGGCCCCGCGACAUCUCCCGCGGUCCGCGCAAGCGCGACAGCAGCGGCGGCGAGGUGCUCGACCACUGCGCGCUGCACACGUGCCGCACGGCGGGCUGCCGCAGCGAGGUGCACACGCUGGUGGACUACUGCGGGCGGCACGCGUGCGCGGGGGCGGGGUGCGCGCGGCCGCGGCUGAGCGCCGACCCGGCGAGCACGCUAUCCGUGGGGCUGGACCGGGACCUGUGCGCGGUGCACGCCGCGGCGGGGCAGAGAAGGGCGGUGUCGAUGGACGGGGUGGAGAUUGGGUUGGAUUGGGAGGGGUUGAGGGGCCGGUUUGAGAUGGGCGAGGAGGGCAGGCGGGAGAGGGAGAGGAAUCGGUUGAGUGAUGAUUUGGAGAGGAUGAGGAGGCGGGAGAGGGAGCUGGAGGCGGAUUUGGGGUUGGGUUCGGGUUCGGGCAGGGCGGAUAGGAGGAGGGGGAUGGAUCGCGAGGCGAUGGAGAGGAUGCAGAGGGAUUUCCAGGCGUGGAAUGGGGUGUCGUCUGAGUGGGAGAGGCGGUUGUAAGGGCGGGCUUUCGGAUUUCCUGUGUCGGUUUGGGACGGUUGGGUUGGGGACAGUGGGCUGAUGGAUGAUACCCGUGGAUUGGUGGGAUGGGACUGGAUUUGCAUGCAUAACGGAGGGAUUUGGCGUUUGGUUUGGGUACGGCGCAGGAGUCGUGGUUCAUUGAUACCACCGGUUGAACACGAUGUUUGCGACAACUGCUUGGGCGCCUCGGUUUGGGUCACGCGAGUUUUGGAGGUUCUGCUUCCUAUCGGCGAUGGACUAGAAGAGAGCGACAGACAGAAAAACACAAAAACAUUCCUUGG